Molecule: messenger RNA, 1304 nt
Organism: Cuscuta campestris
Lineage: Eukaryota; Viridiplantae; Streptophyta; Magnoliopsida; Solanales; Convolvulaceae
Source: the annotation of a GenBank genome assembly
CACCAAAAAACACACUAAAACCAUUUGAAAUUGUUGGUGAGAAAAGUAAAACAAUAGGACAAACACAACCAAAAAACAAGGCCAAAAAGUGGAGGCAAUAAAAGGUGGACGCGUGGGACGGUUGCCCCGUUCUUCUUUCCCCGCAGUCCCUCCCUCACCCUUUUUUGCACUACAAAAUAUACUCUCAUCAUCACCUCUUCUCCAUCCCCCUCACUUCUCGCCUUCCUUCCACUCAAUUUGCUCCCAGCCCUCCCGGCAUAACCGUAGCCGCCGCCGCCUCUAACAAGGCCUGAAGAUUGACGGAUUGUAGCGCCUCAGAAAUUCACUGAUUGAUACGAUGGAGUCAUCGUCUUCGAUCGGGAAUCCAGAUGUCAACCCUAACCGAUCCCGGAAAAUGCGGAGAACGAUCGGCGACUCGGACCGGGAUCGGCCGCAACCGACCUGCGUCGAUGGGCUGAGGUGGAGAACCCAGGCUGCCCGGCAGAUCUACUCGUCGAAGCUCGUGAAUGCCCUCCGUCAAGUUCGCCGGAGAAAUAUGACGCCGUCUCCCGCCGUCGCCGGCCGCGCCAUCCGGGACACGGCUUAUAGAGUCCUCGCCGUCGCCGCCAAGGGAAGGACGCGCUGGAGCAGAGCAAUUCUCGCCGGCCGGCUCAGUAAAAAGCACAAGAGAGCCCCAGCAAGAGCCAUACCCGGCGAUAUCCGGUCGAAGAAGCCGGCGGUCGCGAAGAGGCUGCCGCCGCUGCAAAGGAAGGCGCGCGUCCUCGGCCGGUUAGUUCCCGGUUGCCGGAAACUGCCGUUCCCGAACCUUCUAGACGAAGCUACCGAUUAUAUUGCAGCUCUGGAGAUGCAAGUGAAGGCCAUGAGCGUUCUCGUCGAGCUUCUCAACCGCGCCGGAAUGGGAAUUUUACUGCCUAAUCCCGACCGGCUCCGGCUUGGCUCGGAACAGUCUCAAGGCUCGGCUGCACGUGACUUGCGCUGAGCUGUAUAUUCUUUUUCUUUAUUUUUAUGGAAAAAAAAUCUAUAUAUAUUUAAAAUAUUUUGUUAAUAUGUGAGGCCUUCAUUAUAUUUCCGAGUAUUUUCAUUUUUUUUAUUGUAUACAAUUCCUCUUGGCCACAAAUCCCACAAUCUCUUUAUUUGUUUUCCCAUUGAUUGGUUUGAUUUGUGAUUAACAAAUCUUAUUUGGGGAGUUACUUAAAUAAUACUCCGUACUAAAACAUAAUGACUUUUCCUAAAUAGCACUACAUGUAUUUUUAUUCUCAAUGUAGCACUUUUAGUCAUUAUUCAAGUAAAUAUUCGUCAUCACU